AUGUCCCUCCCGCUCCAUCUCCGCUCGUACAAGGAGAAGUCGAAGGAUGAGCUCGCCCGUGACUACUUCAACAUCCCUAACCAGGAUGCCUUUGCGCCUGUAGCGGCGGGGGAGAAGCCAGUCCUGCAGAAGGUCAGGAACAGGCUGGAUGCGGGUGGACUGCAGGGGAUGGACAUCAACGCUGUCCUCAGUGUGGAGGGGAAGGAGGAGGUCUAUGCCGGACGAUUAAGCCUCCUUCCGCCGUUCCUGUGCUUCAACAGCGUCGACCGGCGGUCAUGUCGCUUUACGCUGCCUCUGUUCACCAUCAGGCGCGUUGAGAGACUGAACUCCCGAGCUGGUGUAUUCGCUCUCUCCUUGGCGACAUGGCACGGUAUGCGGAUAAUCCUGCAGCUCACCUCCCUCCUUCCAACCGCAGAGCACUUCUCUAUCCUUCUCCGCGAUGCUCUCAAGGCACAACUCGCACCCAUGAAACAGCUCAAGCCCUUUCUCCCCUCCUUCUACUCCGAAUUCCUCAUUGCCGGCCCGUCAACCCAGCACAACGUGGACAAACACGACAGCUUGCUUCUCGGCUCGGAAAUCGGCGAAAAGCUGCAGCAGCAUCUGGAUGGGGAGGGUGAUCUCAGGGGCCCGGGCAGUGAGGGGAAGGGGGAGUAUCAAAGGGGACUGGGGGAGACAUUUGGAUUCCCGGGUGACGCGCGGAAGAUGCGGGAGAGGAGUAAGAUGAAGUUGUGGAGAGAGUACUUUAUAGUGCAUGGCAGAAAUCUGACGCUCAUUCGAUAUCCGCCAUUCCAGCGACUGCUUCAAGUCGGUCUCCCCUCUCGACUCCGAGGCGAGCUAUGGGAGGUCAUGUCCGGUUCCGUCUACCUCCGCUUCGCCUAUCCCGACACAUACAAGCAGCUUCUCAGCGCCAACGAGGGUAGAUCCUCCCAAUCAACAGACGAAAUCGAGAAGGAUCUCAACAGGUCCCUACCUGAAUAUAAGGCGUAUCAAUCAGAUAUCGGGUUGGCGAAGCUGAGGAGGGUAUUGGUGGCGUAUAGUUUCCGGAACCCCGAGCUGGGUUACUGUCAGGCUCUGAACAUCGUCGUAGCCGGACUUCUGAUAUACAUGUCGGAAGAACAGGCAUUCUGGCUUCUUGAGGUAUUAUGUGACCGGAUAUUACCAGGAUACUACAGUCCCUCCAUGGAAGGCACCUUGCUCGAUCAAAGAGUAUUCGAGUCUUUGGUACAGCGAUGUCUGCCGAUGAUCAAGGAUCACUUCACAAGCGUGGACGUGCAGCUAUCAGUCGCAUCAUUACCAUGGUUCUUGAGCUUGUACAUCAACUCAAUGCCCCUGAUCUUCGCGUUCCGAAUAGUGGACUGUGUGCUAGCGAUGGGUGUAAAGGUGUUGUUCCAGAUUGGUCUCGCCGUGCUGAAGAUCAACGGCGAAGCACUGCUCGAAGUGACCGACGACGGGAUGUUCAUCAACCUCAUGCGGACCUACUUUUCCACCAUCGGCGAUUCCGCGCACCCAAAUCACCCCGACCCGCGCGUGCGAGCCAUCACCAACUUCCAAGAGCUCCUCGUCGUCGCCUUCCGCGAGUUCAACGUCAUCACCGACGAGACGAUCCAGGGGGAGCGGAAGCGUCUACGCGCCAUCAUCUCGGACGAGAUCGAAAAGUUCUCGAAACGCGCAGCGGUCCGAAACCUCAAGUCCGCAGGUCGGUUCGAUAAGGAGACUGUCGGCGUCAUUUACGACCACUACUUUACGGCGGUUUGUUCGGACGAUGCGAAUGCCGGCGGCUUGUCGGGCGACUAUAAGCACGGAGAUCAGUUUGAUCAGCCGAGGAUACUGGUGGAUGUGAAUGGGAGGGUGGAGACCCGGAUAGAUCUCAGGACGUUCAGGUCGUUCUUGGCGGGUAUUGCGACAUGGGCGAGGGAGGAGACGGUAACUAGUAAUGCGUUUAUCCAGCGGACGGAUAAGCGCGUGGCGGAGCAUGAGUUGAUUGAUCGGCUGUUCUAUAGCUGGGAUUCCCAGGGCUUGGGGACUUUGGCGCUGCAGGACGUGGUGGUCGGUCUCGACCGCGUGAUGAAGGCCGGCCUGAUGGAGUCUAUCGAGUGGUUCUUCAACCUGCACGAUAAGAAUAAGGAUGGCUACUUGACCAAGGAUGAAGUCAUCCAGCUCUCCGAGUCUUUACUUUUCAUCUUCCGUAACGAACCCGGAGAUAUCUACCUCGCGGCAGUAUCCAAGUUCAUCCUGAACGCGUACGAAUUUGGAGACGCCACUGCCCCGCCCGUCUCUGGGGAGACCGAGGUCUUGUCGCCCGCUAUCGACGGGCAGGAGGGGAGUGCCAGUCAUGUUCGGGAACGGUCAGACUCGGUCGCUCGGCCACAUAAUCUGCCUUAUCUUAACCUGGCGACUUUCCGGAUGGUCGUUCUUGCCGAUGAACUCCUGGAGAACUUCUUUGAUACAGAUCUGUCCGCGUCAUUCCAGCUUGACCGCGGGGCGGACGAGGAUUACCACCAGGCUCAGGCCAAGACGGAGGGAUUGUUGGGUGGUCUAAUGAACUUGGUGGUGACAGACACCAACAAAAACCGCUUCAACCGGCUCACCGAUACCUUUGGUGCUGCUCUCGGCAAACACGUCGAAUGGCGAAAACCCUCCCUCACUCGAUCGCGCCAGACCGAAGCCGCGCCCACCGAAAUUGGGCAACGCGAGUCCCUCCUCACUCCUGCCCAGCAACAACAGAUCGAACAGCGCCAGCGCUCCACAUCCUCCGUCUCGCAGACGUCUGUCACCAGUGCCAAAUCGACCCUUACGACCGAUGGCAAAUCCCUCGCAGAGGUCGAGUCGCGAUACAGGGAAGAGAGCGAGAUGGUCCGUCAAGCCCAAGAGGCGGUCAUGCACCGGCCAAAAUUCGCGGUGGAUGCGAUCGGGGACAGCGAUGAUGAGGAGGAAGAGGAGGGGAGGGAGGGGGACGGUGACGGAGAUGAUGCGGUGAUGGAUGAGGUGGAGGCUUUCUUGAAGGCGCAUGGGGCGGAUGAUGAGGGGCUCAAGGGAGAGCAGAAGAAGGUCGCGAAUGAUCUGUUGACUGCGGAACCGAUCAGAUAG
Dioszegia hungarica is the source of this 3087-nucleotide messenger RNA. RefSeq names its product putative GTPase-activating protein. Bases 1 to 3087 code for a protein of 1028 amino acids. The transcript has 19 exons. NCBI's taxonomy places the organism in Eukaryota, Fungi, Basidiomycota, Tremellomycetes, Tremellales, Bulleribasidiaceae. Gene Ontology annotation, molecular function: calcium ion binding. The record is from RefSeq and is a predicted model, not a curated record.